AUGCAAAUCUUUGUGAAGACUUUGACUGGUAAAACCCUCACCUUCGAAGUUGAACCAACUGAUACCGUUGAAUAUAUAAAGCAAAAGAUUCAAAAUAAGGAAGGAAGGAUUCCAUUGAACCAGCAACGUCUCAUAUUCUCUGGCAAACAACUCGAGGACAGUCGCGCACUUUCUGAUUACAAUAUUCAAAAGGAGUCAACUCUUCAUCUCGUAUUACGUUUCCUAGGCGGUAUGCGGGUACUUGCCAAUAUUCCACUUAUGAGUCGCAGCGCGAGCAGCCUUGAUGAGGUCACUCUAAAAUUAGAGAAGAGAUUGAUAUCUGAGAAUGCAAGAUCAACAGAUGAGAUAUGCUUGUCUAUCGUACGGAAGCUUGAAAACGAUCAUAGCUACCGUGAUGGUGUUUUGGAGUUAGCUGAUAAUUUAGAUCGCGUAUCAAUUGGUAGUUUAAUGGAACAUAAUAUAAUUGAUAAAUUAUUGAACUCAUUUUCUGACAAUGGCAAGAUAUCGACGUUCUAUGACGAAAUAAUUAAGCCUUACGUCGAAAACGAUGUUGAAUGGAAGAAGUCUUCAUUCGGAAAGUUGAUCCAACAACUAUUAAGAGAAUUAGAUGAUGCUCUUAAAUAUUAUCGUUAUCAUACGCUUAAUUCGGAUCACCUAUUCAGCGUGCUAUCUAGUCGUUUCAAUAUAAAGUUCGUUUCAAUGGACAAUCAGAAUCAAACUAUAAGAAGUAGUGUUGGGCCGUGUGAGCGAUUUAGAGACAUCUCGCGAAGGUUAGCUCGUCAGAUCAAUAGAACUACGAUGUCUCGAGAUCAUUUGAGUGCUCGUCGUCGUCACAUUCCUACAGAAUCUCUAGAGCCAGAAACCUCUCGUCGGCAUAUUGUAUCCUCAGCAAUACAACAGGGCUUUUCUACUUUGGAAGAGCUUUUUGCUGAUGAACCUGAAACUUUUACAAAUGAGCCAAGUAAUAAGAAGCGAAGAGUACAUCAGAGUUCUUCUACAAGCUCUGAUACUCAAGAGAUUGAGGGUAGUACAUCACGAAAUGAAAGGGGAGAAGCUUCGGGGACGUCUCGUCGUCAUGGAAUACCACCUUUAGUUCAACAUAGUUUUUUGGAAGAACUAUUUGAGGAUGAACCAGAUUUAUUUGGAGAUAUACCAGAAUAUAUGAUGGGACGCAGGUCUCAACAAGUUGGUGAGGGAUCAGCUAAUCAAGGAGAAGCAAGUACAUCAACACGAAAUACGAGAGAAGAUGUGGUAAUUAGUGAUAAAAAUGGGACUGACGGCGAGGGUGAAUCAGAAGCCUCAUUCGAAAUAGCCCAUCGUCGUUUAGAUAAUUCAACAGAAGCCACUUUAGGUGGUAGAAGUAAUAAUGAUGGAUCUGAAGAAGAUUUAGACGAUGAACAAGAAAAUGAUGGGUUAGAAGAAAGCGAAUUGGAUGAAAGUGAAUCAGAAGUUGGAUAUUUUGAUAGAGCACGCGAACCUGUAGGAAAUCAAGGAUCAAACGGUUCAUCAUCUUCACUGUCGCAAAGUCAAAAUUCUGGUGAAGUCGAAGAUGAAUUAUUUGAUGAUGAUGAACAGCACGAUCUUUUCGAUCCACCAAAUGAUGAUGAUAACGAAUCCUAUGAAGAAACUGAUGAUGAGAUUGAUUGGCAUCUAGAGUUCUACAUUGAUGAUUUGCGCGUAAAUUUUGAUUCUACAUUAUUUGAGGUCAUUUAUCGGCAUUUGUUACGAAUCGACGUCGAACAAUCAAAAGAAAAAUUUUGGAAUAAUGAUGAUGAAUAUAUAAUUAAAUUUAAAAAAGUGGUAUCUGCUUUUCCACCAUUCCCUGACCACUAUUUUCCUACUAGAUUAGGGACCGGGAAUGAUGCCUACGUGGAGCUUGUCACGCGUUUCAUGGCAAUUCUCCAUUCUAUUUAUGCAGAUGCUGUUUCAGUUGAUAAAUAUGAUCCUAGUCCAUUCGUGUCACAAGAGCUAGAAACUCAUAUUGAUAUCGUUGUAAACCCGGUAUCUAUUUUGACGCGCGUUUUUCCUGACGCAUUUCUCAAGAUUUGUUCAGAGGUUCCAUUUGUACUUAAUCCGAUGAAGCGUCAUGAAUUCUUUAUUGGUAAGACCUUCGGUCUACUUUAUCCCGAAAGGUUUGGAAUAGACAUUAAUAAUGCUCGUAAGGUGUUAAAUCUGAUUCGUCAAGUUCUUCCCGGACCUAUGCAGGCAACACCAUCUAUAUCCAUGGACAAUUUAUUUGGGUGGAUUCGUCAAUAUUUUGAAAAAUAUGCGGUUACAGGGUCAAGACUCAGCGUUCAAUUUGAAGGAGUUGGUGGGAUUGGGGAUGGUGUAGCUCGUGAAUUUUUUUCUAAAUUAUCCCUUGAAUUUUCACAAAUUUGCCGGAAAAUGUGGGUUCAUGAUGUAAAGUACAAAAAACCCUACAAACCAACAGAUCCUAUUGAUAAUGAUAAUGGAUUAUAUCCUGCUUUGAUGAAUGAUCUAUUUGAUGAAAAAACAGAUGGGGAAUCGAAAGAAGGAAUGGAAUCAGUGGAUGAUUCAAAUGAAAUAUCUAAGAAAGAAAAUUUGAAGAGUGAAGAAUUGAGUGUCUUAGAAAGCUUUAAACUUCUUGGUCAAUAUGUUGCGAAGGUUAUAUACGAUGAUCGAAUGAUUAUAUUAAGACUGAACAGAACUUUUAUCGAUUUUUUGUUACAUCCCGAACAUUUAUUGCGCAAACUUCCAAGUGGAACUGAUCUAAACGAGCAAGAUUGUUUGAAGAUCAUUGAGUUGAUAGAGUCGGUCUAUCCAUCAUUUGGAUCUAACCUCAAGAAAAUACUUAAUAAUAAUGAACUUGACGAAAAAGAUUGCAUCCCAUACGACAUUAUGACUGGUCGUACGACGUCGGUAGUUGGAUCCGACGGGAAAAAAAGAGAGCAACCAUAUAGCGUUAAUCAUGGAAAUGAUUCGGAUGAAUGGGUAACGCGUAUAAACAUAGGUCGAUACAUCGCAGCAUGUAGAGAUUGGUUUUUCGAUCGUGGAAUAGCUCUGCAAACCAAAGCUUUCAAAGAAGGUUUUAACCGGGUAUUUCCCAUCGAAGUCAUGCGAGAAUAUACUGCGACAGAGUUCGCGUUAUAUUUUCUACAUCAAGGAGGUGAUGGAGAUUGGAGUAUAGAAACACUGAGGCAAUUUGUUCAGUCAUAUGAUGCAAACACUAGCAAUGAAGAAGUCGAGAAAGUAAUCCAAAUAAUGGCGGAUUAUGAUACAGACAGCCGAAAGCGAUUUUUACGCUUUGCGACGGGAAGCUCGAAGCUUCCAAUUGGAGGGUUUGAAGCUUUAAAUCUCAAGGUAUUUAGAGAUUCUGCUUUGGAUGAACGUGCGUUGCCUAAGGCUCGUACGUGUUUCAAUAGGCUUAUUAUUCCACCAAAUAAUUCGAAAGAAGAAUUAGUUAGAAAGUUAGAGUUUGCAUUUGCAAAUUGUCCUGAUAUUGAUCGAGGUUAA
Messenger RNA from Dentiscutata erythropus, 3474 nucleotides. The record is from the annotation of a GenBank genome assembly. Lineage: Eukaryota; Fungi; Glomeromycota; Glomeromycetes; Diversisporales; Gigasporaceae.